ACACAAGCCACCAGACCCGCUCCGUCUCCAGCCGCCCCUACUACAGUUUGCCCAACAGCAGCCAUGAGAGGCGCUCGGUCCUCGCUAUCACGGAGCCCCCGCGUUUCCACUCCCAAGCCAAAGGCAAGAACGUGCGUCUGGACGCACACUCCCGCAAGGCCACGCGGAGAAACAGUUUCUGCAACGGGGUCACCUUCACCAACCGGCCCAUCCACCUCUAUGAGAAAGUCAGGCUGAAGCUGGUGGCUGUGCACCAUGGCUGGAGCGGGGCCCUACGCUUCGGCUUCACCAUUCAUGACCCAUCGCAGAUGAGCUCUGACGACAUACCAAAGUAUGCCUGUCCAGACCUAGUGACCCGACCCGGAUACUGGGCCAAAGCUUUGCCAGAGAGGUUUGCUGUGAGAGACAAUAUCUUGGCCUUCUGGGUUGACCGUCAUGGGAGAGUCUUCUACAGUAUUAAUGAUGAGGAGCCAAUAUUGUUUCACUGUGGUAUUAAAGUUUCUGGUCCUCUCUGGGCACUCAUAGACGUCUAUGGAAUUACCCAUGAAGUGCAAAUACUAGACAGCAUGUUUGCAGAGACCAUGACCACUGCCCGUCUCAGCACUGCCCGUCUCAGCACUUGCCUUCCGCAGAGCAGCCAUGAUUCAGCCAACUUCAAUAACAAUGAACUGGAGAAUAACCAAGUGGUGGCCAAAAUUGCAAACCUAAACCUAAGUCGGGUACCAGGACUUGUGACAGACAACCACAUCAUCCCCUGUUGCCCAAACCGACGUCAGCAUGCCCAGGGGGUCCCAGCCUUCCUGGACACAGACCUGCGGUUCCACCCGACCCGCGGACCUGACAUCACCUUUUCUCAGGACCGGAUGGUUGCAUGCACCAACUGGCAAGAAAGCAAUAGGACUUUGGUGUUUUCUGACCGGCCUUUGCACAUUGGUGAAAGCCUCUUUGUGGAAGUAGGACAUCUUGGGUUGCCAUACUAUGGGGCCCUUUCAUUUGGCGUCACUUCUUGUGAUCCGAGUACUUUACGGACAAAUGAGCUCCCGGCAGAUCCGGACUUCCUCUUGGACCGCAAGGAGUAUUGGGUGGUUUACCGAGCGUUCCCGGUCCUCAACAGCGGCGACAUUCUCAGUUUCAUGGUCUUGCCGAACGGAGAGGUGCACCACGGGGUGAACGGAGCCAGCCGAGGAAUGCUAAUGUGCGUGGACACCUCACAGUCUCUCUGGGUGUUUUUUACAAUCCAUGGUGUAAUCAACCAGCUCAAAAUACUGGGCACUGUGCAGUCCAGCCCAGUGACCGUCUCUCCCUCAGGAUCCCCCGGCGGCUCGCAGUAUGACAGCGACUCGGACAUGGCCUUCAGCGUCAACAGGUCGUCGUCUGCUUCAGAGUCAUCGCUCGUGACUGCUCCCAGCUCCCCCCUGAGCCCCCCAAUCUCUCCCGUCUUCCCCCCUCCGGAGCCAUCAUGCAGCAAGAACGGGGAAUGCACCGUCUGCUUUGACAGUGAGGUGGACACGGUGAUCUACACCUGCGGACACAUGUGCCUCUGCAACACCUGCGGUCUUAAGCUGAAGAAGCAGCUCAACGCCUGCUGCCCAAUCUGCCGACGGGUCAUCAAAGAUGUUAUUAAAAUAUACCGCCCUUAG
Molecule: messenger RNA, 1640 nt
Organism: Phaethon lepturus (White-tailed tropicbird)
Lineage: Eukaryota; Metazoa; Chordata; Aves; Phaethontiformes; Phaethontidae
Gene: NEURL1B
Product: neuralized E3 ubiquitin protein ligase 1B
Exons: 4
Biological process (GO): ubiquitin-dependent endocytosis
Cellular component (GO): early endosome
Molecular function (GO): ubiquitin protein ligase activity
Source: RefSeq, a predicted model, not a curated record